CGUGGUUCAUGUCCUCAGCUCAGCUGCAGCUUGUGUAUGAAAGCUGUCUGAUUUGAUUAAUUAGCAUUAUUACUACUGUGUUAUGAUCUCGCCGCAGUUCGGUCUCGCGAUAACAGCCGGGCUCCCUGCAUGCGCCAUUUGGAGCAUGGAGUCGCGUCGCGCGGGCAACGAGUGAGGAGCGGCCGUGAACCGGACAGAGCGGCAGUCUGCUGGUUGUUACCGAGCCGCGGAGUAUCCAGGAUACUUCCUCCUGAGCUGCUCACCUCACACCUGCGGAUCAUCUUCAGCGGCAGCGCGUCAGCACGUCAGCGAACAGACGCUGCUGACGUUUUGUAGUUUCAGCUUUGAGCGCCAUGUAGUCCCGUUACAUCAGAGACAUGCAGAACUCUGCAGCUCUACAGACCAGCAGGAUGGCGGAUGACCUGGACAUCGAGGCGAUGCUGGAGGCUCCGUACAGGAAGGAGGACACCAAGGCCCCGAGCCCCAACGGACAGGAGGAACGCAGCAAGAGGAAGAAGCGCAGCCGUGACAGGAAGCGCAGCAGGAGUCGAGACAGGAAGAGGAGCCGGAGUCGAGAGCGUAAACGCAGCCGCAGCAGAGACAAACGAAGAAGUCGCAGCAGAGAGCGCCGCGGCAGCAGAGAGAGGGGGGGGCGCUACAGAGACCACCACAAGCACCGUCGGCGGUCGAAGAGUAAAAGUCCCUUCAAGAAGGAGAAGAGUCCAAUCAGGCAGCCGAUAGAUAACCUGACUCCAGAGGAGCGAGAUGCCCGGACGGUGUUCUGUAUGCAGCUGGCAGCCCGGAUACGACCUCGAGACCUGGAGGACUUCUUCUCUGCUGUGGGGAAGGGGGAAUCUGACACCAUCAGGAUGAAGUGUGCUGUGUUGGUGGUGCUGAUGCUGUUGGCGGUUGCCGUGGUAACAGCCGCUGUGGUCCGUCUGCAGGUUCGGGAUGUGAGGAUGAUCUCUGACAGGAACUCCCGCAGGUCAAAGGGCAUCGCCUACAUCGAGUUUGUGGAGGCCAGUUCAGUUCCUCUGGCCAUCGGGCUGACGGGGCAAAGGCUGCUGGGAGUUCCCAUCAUCGUACAGGCCUCACAGGCAGAGAAGAACCGUGCAGCAGCAGCUGCCAACAACCUGCAGAAGGGAACAUCAGGACCGAUGAGGCUGUACGUCGGCUCUCUGCACUUCAACAUCACCGAGGAGAUGCUGAGAGGAAUCUUUGAGCCGUUUGGACGGAUCGAGAGCAUCCAGCUGAUGAUGGACAGCGAGACUGGACGCUCUAAAGGCUACGGCUUCAUCACUUUUGCAGAUGCAGAGUGUGCUAAGAAAGCUCUGGAGCAGCUGAACGGCUUCGAGCUGGCGGGUCGACCCAUGAAGGUGGGUCAUGUGACGGAGCGGGCCGACGCCUCCACGGCUUCGUCUUUCCUCGACAGCGACGAGCUCGAACGCACCGGCAUCGACCUCGGGACCACCGGACGGCUGCAGCUGAUGGCCCGACUCGCUGAGGGUACAGGUCUACAGAUCCCUCCUGCUGCUCAGCAGGCUCUGCAGAUGAGUGGAGCGAUCGCUAUCGGAGCCAUGGCUGCCGUGUCCGCUGCCAUGAAUCCAGCUCUCAACAUGAGCAUGAACUCUACUGCUCUGACUCUUCCCUCUCAGCCGCUCGCCACACACUGCUUCCAGCUUUCCAACAUGUUCAACCCCAGCAGUGAACGCAGGAUGGAUCAUGUUUGUGUUGUCUGUCCCAGUGAGGAGGCUCCUGGCUGGGAGAUGGAGAUCCAGCAUGAUGUCAUAGAGGAGUGUAACAAACAUGGAGGAGUCGUUCACAUCUACGUCGACAAGAACUCUGCUGAGGGAAAUGUUUACGUCAAGUGUCCGUCCAUCCCAGCUGCCAUGGCCGCCGUCAACGCUCUACACGGAAGAUACUUUGCUGGUAAAAUGAUCACGGCGGCGUACGUCCCCCUGCCCACCUACCACAACCUGUUCCCAGAGUCCGCCACCGCCACACAGCUGUUGACCCCGCCCCCACGACGGUGACUCACCAACAACACUGCCCUCUGAUUGGACACUGGACAUUAGAGCCCACCCCCCUUUUAUAUCCUCCUCUCCUAUUGGUUGACGCAGACGAGUCAGUUUCACUUCAGUUCAUCAGGUCUGAGAACGCCGACGAGGGACGUUGUUUGUAUUUUUCCUUCCAGUUUACUUCCUGUUUCCUGUUGUUAAUUCGCAUUAGCAUUUCUGGGCGUGGCCUCCACCCAGUUCCACCCGUAUUAAGUAUUAUCCAAUGAUUGAGCUCUGUGAGCUGUGAGGAGGCUGGCUGAAGAUGAAGAUGCUGUCAGCUCAUUGGUUGGUUUGAAGCCAUUUGGUAUUUAACUGUUUUCUAAUCAAGAAUUUGAUUUUGUAAAAUCCUUGAUUAAAUUUUAUUUUCAAGUCA
Molecule: messenger RNA, 2430 nt
Organism: Siniperca chuatsi (mandarin fish)
Lineage: Eukaryota; Metazoa; Chordata; Actinopteri; Centrarchiformes; Sinipercidae
Product: RNA-binding protein 39-like
Exons: 16
Coding region: 378-2033 (551 amino acids)
Biological process (GO): mRNA processing
Cellular component (GO): nucleus
Molecular function (GO): RNA binding
Source: RefSeq, a predicted model, not a curated record